AUGGCGGGAGGUGUAACGAGGACCACGGGGAUGGGACACAUCCUGAAGUUGUAUGUGCGGUUGUUAGCGGUGGCUGUGCUGCUGGGAACUGAUGUGAGCUGGCUGGGCUUGAAAGACCAGGUUGGGGUCAAUGCCCAGAACAACGAGAGAAGGGUAUUGGCACAUAUCCCUGGUGAUAUCAUCAUAGGAGCUCUGUUCUCUGUCCACCACCAACCACCUGCAGAUAAGGUCCAUGAGCGAAAGUGUGGUGCGGUCCGUGAGCAGUACGGGAUCCAAAGAGUGGAAGCCAUGAUGCACACGCUGGACCGAAUCAAUGCAGACCCCACCAUCCUUCCUAACAUCACCCUGGGCUGCGAGAUCAGGGAUUCGUGCUGGCACUCCGCCGUGGCACUGGAACAGAGUAUUGAGUUUAUUCGGGACACACUAGUGUCCAGCGACGAGGAGGAGAGCCAGGGCAGAUGCACGGCAGAAGGAGGGAACAUGCUUCUUCAGGGAAAGAAGCCUAUUGUGGGACUUAUUGGACCAGGUUCCAGCUCUGUGGCCAUCCAGGUGCAAAAUCUCCUCCAGCUCUUCAACAUCCCACAGAUAGCAUACUCAGCCACCAGCAUGGAUCUCAGUGACAAGAGCCUGUAUAAAUAUUUCAUGAGAGUAGUACCAUCAGAUAUGCAACAGGCCAGAGCAAUGGUGGACAUUGUCAAGAGAUACAACUGGAGCUACGUGUCUGCAAUACACACUGAAGGUAAUUAUGGUGAGAGCGGUAUGGAGGCAUUUAAAGACAUGGCAGCAAAAGAAGGGAUCUGCAUUGCCCACUCUGACAAGAUAUACAGCAACGCAGGGGAGCAAAGCUUUGACAAGCUUUUGCAGAAACUCAGAGGCCAUCUGCCCAAAGCCAGGGUUGUGGCUUGCUUCUGUGAGGGCAUGACAGUCCGAGGAAUACUGAUGGCCAUGAGACGACAACGCCUGGUGGGAGAGUUCGUCCUCGUCGGAAGUGAUGGCUGGGCUGACAGGUAUGAUGUGACUAAUGGCUACCAGAAGGAAGCAGCCGGUGGAAUCACUAUAAAGUUAAAGUCGGCGUAUGUGACCUGGUUUGAUGAUUACUACCUGAACCUGAAGCCUGACGCUAACCUGAGGAACCCCUGGUUCCCCGAGUUCUGGCAGCACCGCUUCCAGUGCAGGUUGAAGGGACAUCCACAGGAGAGCACUGCUUACAACCGCACUUGCACUUGGAGAGAGUCUCUGCGGCAUCAAUAUGCCCAAGACACCAAGAUGGGCUUUGUCAUAAAUGCCAUUUAUUCUAUGGCUUAUGGCCUACAUGCAAUGCAACAAACGCUUUGUCCAGGAUAUAAGGGUUUGUGUGAGAACAUGCGUCCCAUUGAUGGUCGCAAGCUGCUAGAUUUCCUGAUGAAAACCAACUUUACUGGUGUAUCUGGGGAGGCCAUCCUCUUUGACCAGAAUGGAGACUCACCCGGCAGGUAUGAAAUCAUGAACUUCAAGCAGACAGGUGAAGAUAAAUACGCUUACAUCCAUGUGGGAAGCUGGGAUCAGGGUGGCCUAAAGAUGAAUGAUGAAGAAAUCUGGAGCAACAACAGUGAAAUCAUCCAGUCAGUCUGCUCUGAGCCCUGCCAGAAGGCACAGAUUAAGGUGAUCCGUAAAGGAGAGGUGAGCUGCUGUUGGACCUGCACUCCCUGCAAAGAGAACGAGUUCGUGUUUGAUGAGUACACUUGCCGAGCCUGUGAGCUUGGCUCCUGGCCCACAGAUGACCUCACUGGUUGUGAGCCAAUUCCAGUGCAGUAUGUCCGCUGGGGGGAUCCAGAGCCCAUUGCUGCUGUAGUCUUUGCCUGCCUGGGCCUCAUGGCUACACUUUUUGUUACAUCUGUUUUCAUCAAGUUUUGGGACACUCCUGUGGUCAAGUCAUCCAGUCGGGAGCUCUGCUACAUCAUUCUGGCAGGAAUAUGUCUGGGCUACCUGUGUACUUUCAGUCUUAUCGCAAAGCCGCACAUUGUCUAUUGCUACCUCCAGCGGCUGGGAAUCGGACUGUCCCCUGCCAUGAGCUACUCUGCUCUCGUCACCAAGACCAACCGCAUAGCACGGAUCCUGGCAGGCAGCAAAAAGAAGAUCUGUACCAAGAAACCGCGUUUUAUGUCCGCCUGCGCACAAUUGGUCAUCGCCUUCCUACUCAUACUCCUGCAGCUGGGGAUUAUUGUGGCACUUCUCAUCAUAGAGCCACCACAGGUGAUCUAUGAUUACCCCAGUAUCCGUGAGGUGCACUUGAUCUGCAAUCUGACCACUCUGGGGGUGGUAGCACCGCUGGGCUACAAUGGCCUGCUUAUCCUCAGCUGCACCUUCUACGCCUUCAAGACUCGUAAUGUACCAGCUAAUUUUAAUGAGGCCAAGUACAUUGCCUUCACCAUGUACACCACCUGUAUCAUCUGGCUGGCCUUUGUUCCAAUUUACUUUGGCUCCAACUACAAGAUCAUAACCAUGUGCUUUAGUGUCAGCCUCAGUGCCACAGUGGCUCUCUGCUGCAUGUUUGUCCCCAAGGUGUACAUCAUGCUCGCCAAGCCUGAGAAAAAUGUCCGCAGCGCUUUCACCACAUCCACAGUUGUGCGCAUGCAUGUGGGCGAUGCUAAGAAAGCUGCCAAAUCUGGCAAAUCUUCUAGCAGCAUGGCCAACUUGUUUCGACGUCGUGGCUCUACGCAGGACAACAUAAGUUCCAAUGGGAAAUCAGUUACAUGGACACAGAAUGAGCGUGGAUACAGACCAAACCUGUGGAAGAGGAUGUCAUUCCACGUGAAGAAAAAGGAUCCAGUCGAGGCGAAUCAGACAGCCAUCAUCAAGCCAUUCUCUAAAGAUGGGGAUACACCAGCAGACAACGGUGUCAGGGAGCAGUACGAAGAGCCACAGCUUUCUCAGUCUUUCACCUGCACACCCUCUCAGUCACCUUUGCCCACCAUCAGUCAGCAUGCAGCGAAGGCGGUGUGUCAUCAGGGAGGAGAGGAUGGCGAGGAUGCACAAGUUUUACCCACCUAUUUACCCGAGCACCCCGCUGGAGUGAGAAGAAGGGGCGGGGACAACAGCCAAGGUGUUGGUGCAUUGAAUGAUGGGGAUAUUAGCAUCAUAGGAGUGGGUGAUAUUGGCAUAGGGAUGAUUGGCGGCCAAACUCAGGGUACCACAAUCAUGGACCAGAUCAGUAGUGUGGUUAACCGUUUCACUGCCAACAUCAGUGAGCUGAACACCAUGAUGCUGCCGGGGGGAGCCACCGUCAGCCCACCCUCCACUACUGCUCUGCCUGCUGCUACUGCAGACACCACGGCGUGUCCACCUCAGUACCUCACGCCCAGGAACAGACAGACACCCUCCACCGUCACCACAUAUGCAGAGGUAACAGCUGUCUCCAAUUUCUGCGAGAAUCGACCAGCGGGUAAGAUUUAUGAGCACCUGGCCGGGACUUGCGUGAGUAGCAGACGGGCCAAGGAUAUGGAGGAGCUCAUGGCUCUGACGCCUCCCUCUCCAUUUAGAGACUCAUCUCUGAGCUCCAAUGGCAGCUCUCCCCCUUCCCUGUCCCCUGCCUCUGAGGCUGAAUAUGACCAGCUGCUGCUGAGACAUUACAGCCAGAGCUCCUCCUCUCUUUAAACCUGCACCCCCCUCCCACAACAACUUAUUUUUUUCUUUUUAAUCUUCUAUCCAGGGAGUAUUUUAAACUCCAAGAGACAAAACUUCCCACUGGACCAAUCUCUUUGAUGCCUUUCUUCAUGUGGAUAUUAUGAAUGUUUAAGGGUUUGUUUUUUUUUAAUGAACAGAUGCUUAUUUUCAGAUUGUGACUGGGCACACCCACACAUGACCUCAUUGAGUACUGAAGGACUUAGAGAGGAAUACCAAUAGAAGGAUUUAAAAAAUUGGACUGAAAUAAACAUA
Molecule: messenger RNA, 3915 nt
Organism: Oreochromis aureus
Lineage: Eukaryota; Metazoa; Chordata; Actinopteri; Cichliformes; Cichlidae
Gene: grm5a
Product: glutamate receptor, metabotropic 5a
Exons: 17
Coding region: 1-3633 (1210 amino acids)
Biological process (GO): trans-synaptic signaling by endocannabinoid, modulating synaptic transmission; regulation of synaptic transmission, glutamatergic; G protein-coupled glutamate receptor signaling pathway
Cellular component (GO): postsynaptic density membrane
Molecular function (GO): G protein-coupled receptor activity involved in regulation of postsynaptic membrane potential; adenylate cyclase inhibiting G protein-coupled glutamate receptor activity
Source: RefSeq, a predicted model, not a curated record